This is a messenger RNA of Zonotrichia leucophrys gambelii, 655 nucleotides long. It is a transcript of the gene FKBP11, whose product is annotated as FKBP prolyl isomerase 11. The coding region runs from base 42 to 635 and encodes 197 amino acids. Gene Ontology annotation, biological process: protein peptidyl-prolyl isomerization. The record is from RefSeq and is a predicted model, not a curated record. Gene Ontology annotation, molecular function: peptidyl-prolyl cis-trans isomerase activity. Gene Ontology annotation, cellular component: endoplasmic reticulum. The transcript has 6 exons. NCBI's taxonomy places the organism in Eukaryota, Metazoa, Chordata, Aves, Passeriformes, Passerellidae.
GUCCCGGUGCCGGUGUCCGUUCCUCCGCCGCCAGCCCGGCCAUGCCGUUCCCCGCCGCUCUGCUCCUCUUGGCUCUGCUGCUGCCGCCGCCGCCGCUCUGCCGCGCCGCCGAGAGCGAAACCGAAAGCGGCGCCCGGGAGCUACGGCUGGAAACGAUCGUGGCCCCUCCCGAGGGCUGCACGGAGCUGUCGGCGCCGGGGGACACGGUGCACAUCCACUACACGGGCACCCUGGAGGAUGGCCGCAUCAUCGACUCCUCCCUCGGCCGGGAUCCCCUGCAGGUGGAGCUGGGCAAGCACCAGGUGAUCCCUGGUCUGGAGCAGAGCCUGCUGGACAUGUGUGUGGGGGAGAAGCGCAGAGCCAUCAUCCCCCCUCACUUAGCCUAUGGCAAACGGGGCUCCCCCCCAACCAUCCCAGGUGACGCCGUGCUGCGCUUCGAGGUGGAGCUGGUGGGGCUGUCCCGUGCCAGUUACUGGCAGAAGGUGCUGAACGAGGUGGUGCCACUGCUGUGCCUGGCACUGGUGCCAGCGCUGCUGGGGCUCAUUGGCUUCCACCUCUACCGCAAGGCCAGCAGCCCCAGGCUGUCCAAGAAGAAGCAGAAGGAGGAGAAGAGGAACAAAGCCAAAAAGAAAUAAAACCUUCCCCCCUUUUGGCA